GCUGCCGGCUACGUAAUCUUAGAGAGAAUUUACUAUGUAAUUAGUUCCAUGCAUUCAGUGGCUGCUCACUUCACCCUGGGCAGGGUUCACAGCAAGUCCAGCCCUGGUAGGUGUAAGAUGAACAUGUAAUCUCCAGGCUUUUAGCCAAACCUCACAGUACUUCACUCUGCUGAAGAACUUCACUUGGAGAAAGGGAGGGUGUAUUAUGCAUAUGUAAGUAAUGGAAUAACAGAAAAAAGACAAGAUGAAAGUCAAUAAUACCUUGGCAAAGGCAUUGUAUGACAACAAGGCUGAGUGUUCAGAUGAGCUAGCCUUCCGCAAAGGAGACAUCCUAACGGUUCUCGAGCAGAAUGUCUUAGAGAGUGAGGGGUGGUGGAAAUGUUCCCUCCAUGGAAGACAAGGUCUAGCUCCUGCUAAUCGUCUCCAGCUUCUGACUGAUUCUCCCUCUUCUGAGCAUGAUUCUCAGGAAUUGCCCAUUGGUCAACAAAAUAUCUACCAGGUUCCAUCAGCUCCCAAGCCUUCCACAUUGUCACCUACAUAUGAACGGAUGGACAGUUGGAUUAAGCCACCUCCUUCUUCAGUUUCUUCUCCACCUACUCAAGAAAUAUAUCAAGUGCCAGCUUUGGCUGCACAGUUACUCAGCGAAAAGACCCAAAGCCUAACCAAUCAGCACCUGUUUACUCUUCCCACAGCAUCUCGGGCCUCCAUACCAAAUAUAAGAAGUGAGGUUUAUGAUGUUCCAUCACCACAACUCCGGAUGGCCUUAUUCACUCAGAUCUAUGCUACUCCACCCACAACCAGAAAGGGCUCUGUGCCGAUCCUCUCCAAAGAAUACUGCCAGACAGAGAAGCAACAGCUUUAUGACAUCCCUUCCAGCCUGGAAAAGGCAAAAAUCCAUGUCCAGCAAGACUCUCCAGUGGGCAGUGUAUAUGAUGUCCCCCCCACAACUGCUCGAGACCAUGACAUUUCACUACAAAAUAUGUCUCAAAGAAAAUGUUUGGGUCAUUAUAAUACCUUGCCAAAUCCACGGAAGUCAGAAUGGAUUUAUGAUAUUCCAGUAUCAUCUGAAAAAACAGGUUUAAAAAAAGACCCUUCUGAUCAUUCCCCGGAGAAGCAGGAGUUCUAUGAUAUACCACCAGCCAGAUAUGGUGCUACCUUGCAAAAUGUUCCAUCAACAAAUAUCAAAAGCAAAUUGGUGAGCCCACAAGUGUAUGAUGUCCCACCAGUACAGAGAAAAUUGACCUUCCCUCAUAAUGAUAUCCCUCAUUAUGAUGUACCAUCCUCACGGGACAUGCUACUUUUGCGGCAAAAUGGUAAUUAUCAUGUUCCUCCAAGCUUUCUGAUUCCAAAGGUCGAGCCACAGAACUUGGUACAAAAUGUUUAUGAUAUUCCAAAAGUGCUCCCUGUGGCUUCACAGCAUGGGAAAGGCACUGAGAAAAACAACUGUAGUUUUGGAAACCAUACUUACAACAUUCCCCCACAGCUGUCAAAAGAUGCCAAAUUAGAACAAGACAGAUUAUCAGUUUCCAGUAUGGAUAGCAGGACCAGCACCCUAUCGACAUCAUCAAGCACUUCUGCUGAGUCCUCUUCUAUGUCAUCAUCAGAAGAACCUGCUAAAGAAAUUAAAUUGGAGCUUGAUGUAGCCAUAGAGACACUGACUAAGCUACAGCACAGUGUAUCCAGUUCAAUUGCAAGUUUGAUGAUCUUUGUAAGCAGUAAGUGGAGAUUCCAAGAACACCUGGAGACAAACCUCGAGGAAAUCCAUAGAGCAAUUGAUCACAUAAAAGUAUCUUUGGGUGAAUUUUUGGACUUUGCUCAGGCCAUCAAGAUGAAUGCUUCUUGUGCCACUGACAAUAACCUUCAAACCAGAAUUAAUAAACAGCUGAAAAUUCUUACAGACUCAUUCCAGAUCUUGGUACAAACAAGGAAAGCACUGAAUAACUGCAACUGGUCACUGGAAGUUUUGGUCAUUAAGAAACCUCAGACGAGCCCAGAUGAUCUUGAUCGGUUUGUUAUGGUUGCCCGCACAAUUCCAGAUGAUAUCAAGAGAUUUGUAUCUAUCAUCAUAGCAAAUGGAAAGCUUCUCUUUAGAAAGAAUUGUGAGGAACAAGAGACCAAGCCACCAAACAUUGGCACAGAUCAUAAAAUGGCAAAGCAGAUCUCAACACAUAGAAGAAUAGAACUAGAUUCACUCCAAAGCAAUCCUUUCAAUAAACCAAACAAAAUUAAAUUCUCUUCUGAGAAAUCAAGAGAAAAUGCCAUUGAAGAUUGUGAUUAUGUUCAACUGCAGAAGUCAUUUGUGUCGAAACAGGAACAAAAACCCCUUUCAGCUAAAGAGGUAGCAAAGAAGACUGCUGAUUUAAAAACAAAGGUUUUCCCACCUGCAAAAAAGGAUAAUAUUCAGAGCAAUAUGGACUUGGCAAAGAAAAUCUCUCUCUCAGAAAACUGUAGACUGUAUUUUGGUGGCCUUCAGAAAGCCAUUUGUGUAUUUACCAGUAGUCUUAGCAAUAGCCAACCACCUGAAGUCUUCAUAGCACAGAGUAAAUUGAUCAUUAUGGUGGGACAAAGGCUGGUGGAUUCUCUCUGUCAGGAAACUCAAGAAAAGGAUAUUCGGAAUGACAUCCUCCGCAGCAGCAGCCAGUUUUGUAGCCUGCUGAAGAACUUGGCUGUUGCUACCAAAAAUGCUGCAGUGCAGUAUCCAAAUACAGAGGCGGUUCAAGAACUUCGAAAUCAAGCGGAUGAGCUGUCUAAAUACACUCAGCAAUUUAGAGCAAUGAUGGAAUGAAGAAGUCUUCCCAUUCUUAGAAGAGAGUCUUGGUGAAACCAUUAGGAUUUUCCCAUAUUUCUGGGGGCUUACCCCUCAACUAUAGCAUCCUGAGGGCUGAUGAAGAAAGGACUCCACAAAGAAUCCCAAUGCCAGUCUUAAGUCAGCCAUAUCCUGUACAGGUUGCUAUUGAGCAAUGAAAGGUGUUCCAAAUCCCUGUGUCAGUGAGCCUCCAGGACUGGGUUGACAGAUUUGGGUUAAUGGGGUUUGUUCUGGUGCUCUAAAAACAGACAUAUAAACAGCAUUUUGAUGUGGCAA
This is a messenger RNA of Pelodiscus sinensis (Chinese soft-shelled turtle), 3082 nucleotides long. RefSeq names its product Cas scaffold protein family member 4 (gene CASS4). Gene Ontology annotation, molecular function: protein binding. Gene Ontology annotation, cellular component: cytoplasm; plasma membrane. The record is from RefSeq and is a predicted model, not a curated record. Lineage: Eukaryota; Metazoa; Chordata; Testudines; Trionychidae. Gene Ontology annotation, biological process: cell surface receptor protein tyrosine kinase signaling pathway; cell migration.